Messenger RNA from Danaus plexippus (monarch butterfly), 4593 nucleotides. Its product is annotated as guanylate cyclase 2D. The transcript has 15 exons. Gene Ontology annotation, molecular function: ATP binding; guanylate cyclase activity; protein kinase activity. The coding region runs from base 940 to 4353 and encodes 1137 amino acids. The record is from RefSeq and is a predicted model, not a curated record. Lineage: Eukaryota; Metazoa; Arthropoda; Insecta; Lepidoptera; Nymphalidae. Gene Ontology annotation, biological process: receptor guanylyl cyclase signaling pathway; intracellular signal transduction; cGMP biosynthetic process.
UGCGACAUGUGAUAAAUGAAUAAGAAAAAUUUGACGUAGAAGUUUCAUUUUAAAUUAUCUGCAGUUACACCUAAUAGUGUUAUAAGAUUUACUGGUGUCCAAUUUGUCUAAAGAAUUAUUUAAAUUAUUUUCUUUUCCACGUAAUAAAAUUGAAUAACUAUGAAUUUCUAGAUAGUGAACUGAACUGUGACCCAGAUACAUCAUACGAGGUCAAAAGAUACAAACUCAUGAAGAUACAUUAAAGAGCUGAACAAAGCUCAAUAAUGUAUAUUAGGAAUGUAUAUAGUAAUAUUGGGUCACGGUCACGCCAGGUCGGUUCGGAGUUACUUUCUUAAACUGGUAUACUUAAAAGGGUUUCUAACAACUACUAUAAACUUUUUACACGGAACUUUAGACUGCUUUAAGCCUCAUUUUAUUAGCUUUUUUUAUGUUGUGCUCUGGACAAAGUACGAAUGAGAUCUUAUAGAAGGUCUUGAACCGACGUGUUCCAUCAUCGAUGUGUCCCAGAGGUGUCCCUGACAGCGCAGACGCGACCCUCCCCCCGCCUCUCUUUUCACUGGAGCCUUAUGGUUUCAGUCCGUCAGUCCGUCAGUCUGUGGUCCAUGUCGACGGUGCUCGAGGUCGUCACACGUCUUUCUCGCGCCUUGUCCGAGCUCGAUCGUGUCAGCGUCUGUGCCGGCGGGUCAUCCUACUUUGACACCAUCGUUUCCGGACCUACAACACUGUCCAUCGAUCGUCCCAGUUCCCGGUGGUCGGUGGCCCGUGACGGCGCCUCGGAGACAGUCUUAUUUUACUCUGUGAGAAGAGCUGUCGUUUGAUCGGACGCGAUCAAGCGAGCGAGUGCGGCGGAGCGCGAGCGGCGGCCGGUCCAUGCCGGGGGCCUUGUGACGUCACGAAACGCGCGCCCGCGAACACACACGGGCGGGCGCGCUCGGACUGAUGCUGCAGCCUCUCCUGCUGGCGCUGGCCACAGCUCGGCCUCUCGACACCGACCACACCAACGACACACAGCGGCUCUUGAUAGUGGCACGACAAGCUUGUCACGCCGACGACCCUACCCUCUACUCUGCGGACCUGUUCUCCGCUCAUCUCACACAGUAUGCGCCGUCUCAGCUCCGGACUCGUCCUUUCCGUCUUCUUAAUUACGAAGAGACCUGCGGCCCUCGCUGGUCCGAGGCGGUCCUGGUGGACGUGUUGCGGUCGGUGGGCGCGGGCGGGUCCGUGGUGGGCGCGGGUCGUGUGGGCGGUCGUGUGUGUGGUGGCGUGUCCCCGGCCCUGCUGUCUCUCGGACGGCCUCUCCCUGGGUCGUGCUCUGAGUCCCCGGCUCGUGCCGCGGCCGUCUCUCUCUUGGCUCGAUCUCUGGGCUGGCGGCGCGUCUCUCUGCUCGUGACCGGAGUCCUCGACGAAUGCUCAGCCGCUCUUCUUCGGGUCCAAGAGUCUCUCGUUACGUCCGGUGUCCUCGUGAAACGCGCACUUCCUCGACACCUCGAGGACUCUUUCUCGAUCCGUCCCCACGCUCUCAUUAUCUGUGGUUCGGCGAUGACGGCCGCGAUACUAUCAAGAAAUGUGAAUAAAAUUCAGAUACUUAUCUUAAAUGUAAUAGAUCCUGAAGUAGAGACCUCUUUGAAAGGUAAUGGAACGAAAACUAUCGACAAGCAAUCGGCUAAUGUUACAGGCAAAGAGAGAUCAAUGUAUCAGAAGUUUCAUUUCGGCGAACUUUCUAAAGACAGCCUUAAUGUUAUCAGAGAGAAGCCAUUACUCCUGCUGAGUGACAGGCAGUUCGAAGUUCAGCACCUGGCCAAGGAUAAUUAUGAUGAAAUAAUUAGGGCCCUUUUAAACUUCAGGGAAGCGGAGAUUACCAGAAUGGAAAAAUACCAUCAUGUUUUUCAUUUAUAUAGUAGCAUAACUAAGGAAAACGAUUUGUUCUGGAAGCAAAGAGCAACACUUAAUAUUACAACUGAGAGAUUGUUAGAUAAUUAUACGUCACACUCCACACUCGUGAAUAUAGACGCCCUGAAAGAAACCGAACUCGAGGAAUUUAAACUAGAGGGCGCAUUUGACGAAACGGUCGACGCGAAGGUCUCCAGCGGUACGGACGCAGCCUUACACAUGACGGUGUUCACGUUGUUCGUCACCUGUAUCUUGAUCCUCAUCCUCACCUUCGUCGUAACAUGCCUCAAACGGGUGUUUGUCAACCGUAUGCCGAAACGUUCUCGUGCAGUUCCGGUUCUUGCUUCCACCGACUUCCAGUUUCCAUCCGAUGAGGGACGACGUGUGGGCGAGGGCAUGGAGACGAUGCUCACGUGGCUUCAACAGCUGCACGAAUUCGGAAGCUCGGAACCGGAGCGACCCGACUUACUGAAACGGCCCGAACCCUUGGGGCAGUCCGCACCCUCUUCUACGUGCAGCAUUACACGUCUUCCACUGGACAAUCGUACCAGAUAUAAGGGCGACCCAGUUCAUAUGAAAUAUUUACCUGCGGCUUCACUCGAGUUGCGUCGCAAAUCAAUAGACGUUUUACUCACGAUGCAGAGCCUUCGUCACGAAAACGUAAACUCCUUCAUAGGAUGUUUGACGGACACAAGACCAGCUCUCGUGUUCGAAGCUUGUGGGAGAGGUUCUCUAGAAGACGUCCUCAUGGCUGACGAUAUCCGGUUGGAUUGGACGUUCCGCCUGUCGCUGCUAACGGACCUGGUGCGAGGGAUGCGCUACCUCCACUCAUCGCCGCUGCGUGUUCAUGGUCGACUUACUUCACGUAACUGUGUAGUCGACUCCCGAUGGGUGUUGCGUGUCACCGAUUAUGGGAUUCCAUCGUUCACAAAGACGCAGUCACUGCCGCACCCUCCGCGUACCGCACGAGAGCUGCUGUGGACGGCGCCGGAGCUUCUUCGUGAAGCCGAUUCAGGUAACGUCAUCUGCGGAACGCAGCCGGCCGAUGUGUUCUCUUUCGCUAUAAUCAUGCAGGAGGUUAUUGUCCGUGGAGAGCCUUACUGUAUGCUUCCUUUUACGCCGGAAGAAAUAAUAGAAAAGUUGACUCAUCCCCCGCCUCUUAUAAGACCGUCCGUGUCCAUGAGCGCUGCUCCCCCGGAGGCAGUGAGUGUGGCACGUCAGUGCUGGAGCGAACAGCCUCAUCUACGACCAGACUUCAUACAACUCUACGAGGUGUUCCGACACAUGCAUCGAGGACGAAAAGUCAACAUUGUAGAUUCUAUGUUCGAAAUGUUAGAGAAAUACAGCAAUAAUUUAGAGGAAUUGAUAAAGGAACGAACCGAGCAGCUGGACAUGGAGAAAAAGAAAACGGAGCAGCUCCUGAACAGGAUGUUGCCCAGAACAGUAGCCGAGCGAUUAAUUUUGGGUCUCCGAGUGGAGCCGGAAGAGUUCGAGGAAGUAUCCAUCUACUUCAGCGACAUCGUGGGUUUCACAUCAAUAGCAGCGCGCUCCACUCCCGUCCAGGUCGUUGACCUGCUCAAUGACCUGUACACCACCUUCGAUGCUACUAUAGAAAUGUACCGAGUCUACAAGGUGGAAACGAUCGGUGACGCGUACAUGGUGGUGGGCGGGCUGCCGAUCCGCUCCAGCGACCACGCAGAGAGCGUGGCGACCAUGGCGUUACAUUUAUUACACUUGGCGGGACAAUUUCGAAUUCGACAUCUGCCAGCGUCUCCUCUACAUCUCCGGAUAGGGCUCCACACGGGCGCUUGUUGUGCGGGAGUGGUGGGACUCACUAUGCCACGGUAUUGUUUGUUUGGUGACACGGUCAACACAGCUUCCCGCAUGGAAUCCACAGGAGCGGCUUGGCGAAUCCAGAUCUCGUCGGCGACGGCAGAGAAACUCGCAGCGGCCGGCGGCUACAGGCUUCGCUCCCGAGGACUCACGCAGAUUAAAGGCAAAGGCGUCAUGCACACCUUCUGGUUACUCGGAAAAGAAGGCUUUGAAAAAACUCUGCCGACGCCACCGCCGUUGAAAUCGGAAGAAGUUCUCUUUGAAGCAGAGAGCGAGAACGACUGUGACACUAACGAGGCGCCACUGAGCGAGGGACACACCACCAGCCUCACACAAUCCGUGGAGCGACAACGUUCCGAUCCAUCUCCGACAGUCGACAGAUUUUCAUGGCGAAGGUCUGGUGCGGUCUCCGCGGAGAGCAGCCCGCCAGGACCGACCUCAUUGCGAAAUCGAUACUUACGUUCAUCCGUGUCCACUGUGGCAGGCUUGGUCGAUACACCGCGCCUAUCGGAUCGGUGGACUACAUCAGGAUCGCGCGUGCUGCGGCGUCAGUGGUCGCUGGAGCGCGGGGACGAGCCUCGUUACCGGACCCGGCGCGACCUCUCCACUCCCGACGCGUCCGCUCGCUGACCGCCGCCACCGACCCCGUUCAACCCCUCACCAAACUUCCCCGACAAUAAAUAUCGUGUUCCAUUACGACCUCCUUCCUUCGUAGCGACUAGAUGACUAUUGUGAUUGUGGUUUCGUAAGAGUUAGAUCGUGUCUAUAAAUAUUUUUAUUAAGAGAUUUUCUCCGAUUUAAAUGUUCUUUUAUUUCGGACAAAUUGUGUAUUUUUUAAUCUUUUAAUUACAAAUAAAACUUUUAUCUUUA